Halteromyces radiatus is the source of this 2623-nucleotide messenger RNA. Its product is annotated as rab-GTPase-TBC domain-containing protein. NCBI's taxonomy places the organism in Eukaryota, Fungi, Mucoromycota, Mucoromycetes, Mucorales, Cunninghamellaceae. Gene Ontology annotation, molecular function: GTPase activator activity. Gene Ontology annotation, biological process: activation of GTPase activity. The record is from RefSeq and is a predicted model, not a curated record. The transcript has 10 exons. The coding region runs from base 96 to 2606 and encodes 836 amino acids.
AUUUUCAAUUGGGGUUUUCGGUUCAUCCCCCAAACUCUACUCUUCUUUCACUCUUUUGUCUUUUUUAUUUAUUUUUGCCAUUUUUCUCUUCACCAAUGACUAUAUUACAAUCAAGAAGACAAGCGUGGGACGUUAUUUUCAGUGAUCCUAAUUUAUCACAGCAAUCUUUACAACAACGUGGUAUCUCAGGAACUGUUUGUGAACAUGGUCUUCGGUCUGUCUGUUGGAAGAUUUAUAUGGGAUAUUUACCAAGUGUAGAUGUUUCAACAUGGCCUACUUUACAAAUGAAAGAACGGCAAAGGUAUACUGACUUACGUCGUCAAUACAUUGAAGAACCAGCUGAACGGAUGACUAAGAAAAAUGACAACUUGACUGAUAAUAAUCCAUUGGCACUGAAUGAAAAUAAUCCUUGGCAACAAUAUUUCGCUGAUUCUGAAAUUCGCAAAAUAAUUCGGCAAGAUGUGGAUAGAACAUUUCCUGAUGUGGAAUUUUUUCGAAAUGAGACUGUCCAAGAAAAAAUGACAGAUAUUCUGUUUAUUUACUGCAAAAUUCACCAUGAAGUCUCUUAUCGCCAAGGAAUGCAUGAACUAUUGGCUCCUUUUUACUGGAAUAUUGCAACGGAAAGUUUGGAUGGUGUAUCUACUGAAGACAUUGAUGCAUGUUUAUCCGAUCCUACUAAUAGAUUGAUGACUCAAGUAUUGGACCCUGCAUUUAUUGAACAUGAUGCUUUUUUAUUGUUCGAUCGGUUGAUGUCUUAUGCGAAACCUUGGUAUGAAUUCAACAAUACUACAACACCUGCUCCUGCAAAAUCUCUCAAUCGGCGUUCGAAAUCUGCCUUGGAUUUGACAGUUGAUCAUCAUGGUGAUAGUGGCAAGGCUCAAAUGGCUACUAGUUUGAAUCCUGUGGUUGGUGUUUGUCAAAGAAUUCAUCACCAAUACUUACGACAAGUGGAUCCACCUUUAUACAAACAUUUGGAAAGUUUUGGUAUUGAGCCUCAACUUUUUGGAAUUCGCUGGCUUAGAUUGUUAUUUGGACGUGAAUUUGAAUUCCAUGAAUUAUUACGACUAUGGGAUGCUAUAUUUGCUCAAGAUCCUACCCUCAAGAUAGUUGAAUUUGUUUGCGUUGCCCUACUGCUUCGAUUGCAUGAUCAAUUGAUAGAAAACGAUUAUGCCGAAUGUCUUACAUUACUUAUGCGUGGAACUCGAAUCUCAAAUCCUAUCACUUUGGUAGAACAAGCAAAAUAUUUGCAUGGAAAUUUAUCUCAUGAUGGUGCAUUACAAGUACUUCGACAGAAUGAUUUACGUGCUGGCAAAGAACCUCGGGCAUCACUAUGGAAAAACGAUUUGGAAAAUGCAGCCUUACCACAACAACAUUUAUCUUCCUAUCCUCGAAGAUCUCAAGUUUCUAAUUUGGAUAAUAUUACCAACAUUACUAGAGGUGUUAUGAAAAGUCCUCAAGUCAGGGAUCUCAAUAAAACUAUUGCCGGUGUUAUGGGAACCGUUCAUAAAAAUGUCAAUCUGUUUGGUGAUAAUGUUUUGGGACGUGGAAGUUUUGAUGGUCAAACUCAACGGCGACGACUCACUGUACCUUCGGAAUUUCCAGAUAGCAUCGAUCGUAUCGCACCUAUGGCACAAUCAUAUAAACAUUCUUCUACCUUACCAAGAUCAUCUUCAAGUAACAAUAUACAACGGACAUCAUCGGAUCACACUACUUCUACAGGAUUGGCGACUCUUCAGAAAGUGAACCGACAAAUGGGCGACAUGAUGGCACGAUGUAUUGAUGUUUUGGAAAAGGAAAUAUUCUCGGCGGAAACGAGUCCAUCGAUACAACGGAAUGAUACCACACCCAUCGAUCUUGAUACGACAACCUUUAAGGAAAAUAAGGAAGAUACCACAACGACAAUAUCUCAAGAGCAACACCAGAUAGACGAAAAGAAUUUACCCGUGGUCACGCAAGGAAAACAAGGCCUUGAUGAAGCGUCGGUGACUCUUGCAUUGGCUGGUUUGAAACAUAUCCGUGACGUAUUACAAGGCAGACAAUCUCGAUUUGACAGCAACAUGCUAUCUGGAUUGGAAUUAUCAAAGGACAGUAACAACAACAACAACAGUCUCUUGUCAAAGGCAGAGCAACGCGACAUUAUCAAAAAGCCAUUACCAGAUAUCCAACAAAAGCCAUUGCAUCAUCCAACAUCAGCAGAAUCUGUGGAAACAGGGAAGACACCAGCCAUACAGACACCAUCUCCAACACGUCCUAUUACAGUUAACGACACGAUCAAGCAUAUACCCUCAACAACGACAUCAGCAACAUCAUCAACACCAACAAAAGUAACCUAUAGCAUUGAAGACUUACUUUCUGAUCCAGCACUUCAAUCUGGAGGCAUUGAUUCUCAGGAUACCAACAAAUUCUCAUGGCUCGACAAUGAUGAUAAACCAACCUCUGAUCAACCACCUUCUUUAUUUCAAAAGACUGAAGUCUCUCAUGAUCAACAGCGUCGACGACGGCCUAGUUAUGGAUUAACCACGACAACAGAUCUUCAUCAUGUCGAUCCUUUGGAUGCCAAGAAUGUGGAUAAGCAUUAUGAUUAUGAAUAUGAUAUAUAUAGAUAGAUUUAUGUAUUCCCCUC